AUGGAGCCCUUUGAGUAUGACGACUAUUCGGAGUUCGACACGGAGGAACUUGACUUUGAACUACCUCCUCGAAAGCCCACAUUCAGACCAUCCAGGCAGUCUUCUCCCUUUGAACCAGAGAGUGAGUUCUUUACAUUCUUUUCAAAUUAUAGAUGCUACACGUUUAUCAAAACAAAUUUAUUUUUUGUAUAUAUAUUUUUUUCACGUAUGGAAGAGUUCGCCAGGUGGUUGGUUUUGGUGCCUGAGCGGCCGUAGCAUUAGAAAUACCUUUUCCCUUGAUUUGCUGGUGCCUCGUGCAUUGACGUAUAAAGUCAUGCGGGUACCCAUUUUGGGAGAACAGUUUGUAGAGGUGUUUCAUUUCUGCUCGAUAACUUGUUUCAUGAGAGCAGUGGGUUUUGGCUCGAUUCAGAAGGCUGUAGACUGUACUCUGUUUGUGAGAAACAGGAUGGUUACUCCUAACGUGUAGGAUGACCUCUGAAUACGCCUCUUUGCGAUAAUCUCAUUAAUGAAGUGGUACAUCGGUUUUUCGACGUACAAGAACAUCCAGGAAUGGGAGUUGUCCAUAAACCUCCGUUUCGAAAGUAAACGGGAGUUCUGGAAAUAUAGAGUUUAUGUUGAUAUGCAGCAGAUUCAACUGGUCUUUCUUGGCGAUGACAAAAGUCUCAUCUAUAUAUCGCAGCCAAUGUUUUGGGUUAACUGUGGGAAGGACUAUGCUUUCUAAUUUCUGCAGUGCGGCGUCUGCCAGAAAACCGAAUAUGGGUAAACCCAUGGGAGCACCUUUUAAUUGCCUGUAGCCGGUAAAGAGACGUGACCAUCCCAGGUGGCCAUGCACACACUGGGCACUGGGUACAAACUUGCAUGGGAAAACACUCUCAUUGUUGGCGCCUGCCCAAUAAGGAAAGGCCGCAAAUUCCUGGAGGCAAUGCAUUCAGAUGAGGCAUGCAUCAACCGGCAUAUCGAUCUAGAUGCCACACACAAUAUCGUCAAGGACAGAUUCGAACUGACUCAACGAAUCCCGAGAAGAUGACUUUAACCAAUCAUAGAAUUCUUUGUCAGAAUCGGUCGAGAAGUUUAUUGUUUUUGCACGCCCGUUGUCUGAAGACGAGCUGGGGAACCAGUCUCGAAAAUGUACACAAUAAAGUUCACUGUUUCCCAAAGAAUUCCAUCUUCCUAAAUAUAUGUAUAUACGCGCAUACGUGUUCAUAAUGAACCCAUGUCCAGUAAACUUAUUGCACUAAAACGUCGAAAGGCCUUAUGAGACCUUGAAUCGAUGAAGUAAUCCCCCACUAUUCCGAUAUGCAGACCUUCCCUGACGGGAACCCUUGAUUGGUGAAACAGUCCUGUACAUUCUAUUUGUAACCUAAAAUACUAAGUAAUUUUGGAUUUUCAUCCUGCUCCAUGACAAAUGUAUGCAGGUAUGCAUGCAAUUCAUGUGGAUUCAUCAGAAUUUACUCUACUAGAAUAUGUAAACCUUCUGAUAACGGUAUAUGAAAUUUAAUUAAAACCUUGAAAUUCAUUCUCAAAAAGGAGUAGUAUGACUUCAAGAGGGCGAUUUCUAUUUGUGUAUUUGGUCUCCAAGUAGUCGGGAUAUGUAUUCCACAACUGAGAAAUAUUCCCAAAAUAUUGCCAUGCAUGAAAGGGUCAUUAAAAGCAGCGUGUUGUUAUCAAAGAACACUGUCUUGCAGAAAAGAUUUUUGACGACCUCAACAGUUCCUACACGUCCGUCGCUUGUAUAACGGAGAGUGGGGAGAUCCUUAUUUGUUUAUGAAGGUGUUAAUUAAAGAUGUGACAGUUGCCUGCUAACCAUGUCAGGAGAAAGACGCAUAGCUCUGCUAAAUCCGACGUUUUUCUUAGGUGAUUAAGAAGACAUCGGGAAGUUGUCAUAGAGGGCAUUAAUCCUCCGUGCUCGACGGCGACAGCACAAACUUCUUCCAGUCAGGGAUCAGCGUGACUUGGUGUUCAUUGUGGGAAAUACCCAAACAUGUUUCGAAUCUACCAGAAAAAAACAAAUAAGCAAAGAUUUUCCCACGUCUCAAAUUGGUGUUUUUUUCGGUUGGGUGCAUACUGUUCAUUAAAUUAUCCCGUAUUCUGCUGAAGGGUACUAUCCAAACUUAUCUCUAAAUGAUGGGGUCUUCUCGCUUCAAGCCAAUAUCAUUUUAAUGCCGAUUAAACUGUUUUUCGGGAUAUUUCUAAAGUCUUCUCAGUGGUUCAAAAGGACUGGAUAACUCUGGAUUCCCAAAGUGGAAAAGUUCGAAGUCACCAAUUACUUGUAGAACCUGGUCAAGAUUUAGUUUGUAUCUAUCUCGGCCUGUCGUGCUAGAUUUCUUCGGUAAUUUGUCCUAAUCUAGACUGGGACUUCCCGUUCAGUGAGCGAGAAACAAAAGGAUCCUAUUUUGCGUAGCUUGACUUGCCGACUUCAAUCUCUAAUUCGUUGAGAGUAGUUCGCCUUUUCGAUGGGCUCUGUUUAAGCCCUGCGAUUUAAUUCGCAGGAGUUAGCUGCCUUAAGCGACCUUCUGCCCAUGGCGUAAUAUUGUCGUACUUUCAUGCAAAACCGAAGAUUUAAGGGAUUGCAUUUCGAUGGAUCAGAUGUUCUUGUCUACAAGCUUGCCUAAGGUAACGGCAAACGAAUAAAGAUUGCCAAGGAAACAGGACUUAUUUACGCCUUCAGAAAUCCCCAACGCAGGGACAGGGACUCCACAUGCAGUCCAGUCGAUAUAAUGAUGCACAUGUGAUCCUUCGGCAGUUUACAAAGUUUUAGAUCAUAAUUUCGGGAAGUCCUGCAUUUCUGUAGACUGAACGACCAUCUACUGUCCUCCAGCAUCAUACAACUAUUCCUUUGCGAUGUUUUUUGGCAAAAAUGCACCAAAUUAUCUCGUUUACUGACGGUAAGCUUUGGAAGUAGGCAUUGGGAGAGGACGUUGUUUUGACGGUUAAAUAGGCCUUAAAAUAUGUUUUUUUUCUCGCUAGUUGAUGACGGGGAGAUUGAAAGGCUGCGCUCCCGGGUUCGUCAGGUCACCUCUGACUUCCUAGACAGCUGCGAUUCAACAAGGAACAAGGCCAAGCAAAAGGAUGAGGCAGCGCUUAAACAAAUCGAUAUGGCAAUGGUACAUAUUUUUACCUCAUUUACUUUGGCAUCGGCUUACGAUGGGCUAUGAACUUACAAAUAUUAACCAGAUAUUAGAAAGGACAACUUUCCAUUAUUUUAGUUUUUGAACGUAUGAUUUGUGAAAAUAACAUGAAACUCUAUGCAGUUCUACGAAGAAUCCAUCUGCAUUUCAACCUGAACGCCUCCUAGCGCGCUCGAGUGCUAUCGUUCUUUGCCAAAGCACAUUUUUCGGAGUCCGGAGUCCGACGUCAUUUUAAUAUUUUUUGCUUAACUUUGGCACCUAACACACAAUCAGCCAAUAAACAACUGGCAGCUAAGGUGCCGCCAUUUCAUGCGUAAGUUUCACAUACCUCACAAGCAAACUUAUUGCGACCUCGUAAGGUAGCGCUCGACUUGCAUAUGUCCUGGAAUCCCAAUUUUAACAGGCUGCUUAUAUCAGGAGUCAAGCGUUUAUAAAAAACGACAUACUGUCUGAAUUCCCCAAAUAAAACUCCGAUAAUUUGAAUGUAUGCUUCAUUCUCCCCCUAUCCUUGUGCAAUUUCUACUCUGCUAUUUCAUGUGAAAUAUGCCGUAGUUCGCACUGUAUGUCGCCUGCACACCUAAUGGCAUGUUUGCACCCACUGACCUUUGGAAGGAACUUGUGCUCCUAUGUAAGCAUUACAAAUCACAGAACUUGAGGUUCUGAUCCCCAGGCUUUGCUGUGGAGUUUGUUAUUUAUCUUCCGAGCAGACGUUUCAGUCCUAUGUAACUCGCCACUUGAAGAAAUUCCGCGCUGCUUUGCCCUCCACCAUUAAAAUCUUUAAAAUAAAUUUAUAAUUUAACGAUUUCAAUAUUUUUCCCUCUCAUUUAUUAUAAGAAGGCCAAAGGCCGCCACUCCAAAAUCGAUGUCAGUAUGGACAAAUGCGGAAGGGCGAUUUUUUACAACAGUGUUUGUGACACAACGAUUCCACUCACCUUCUGACAAGAAGCACUUUGUUCGUCGUGCAGUUCGUUACAAUUAGGCUAUUCGCGAACUCGAAGUUCUCUAUUUUUCCCAGAAAAAAAACCAAAAUUCGGCAAAAAAAAACUAUGGAACGGGUUAGGAUGACCUAGAAAGUUCCAGAGGAGCGAAAACCGAAUAAAGUUAUUACAUGACUAUUGACCGCGAUCCUUGCUGUUAAACCACCCAACAACAAGCGGACUGGUUAAACGGCUACCGACCCCAUUUAAACUGUUCAACCGAUUCUAUUGACUACACUUCAGCGCUUUCAUAGCGGACUUCUAACUGGUAAAAAUGUGCCUUUGGCCCUAUCAUUUACAUACAAUAUUCUUCUCCGGUUCUAUCGUUCAUUUUUGGUAAAUGAAUCACCAAUUUUCUAUUUAAGAGAUUCGCUACAAAGUCCUUGAGCACAGUAAGGAACUGCGAAAGCUAGGACAAGCUCCGGUAUCGUAGACGUGCUUUGGCAGAAACAUCCUUGUUCUUUGGUUAAAUGGCAUGAAUAACGCCUGAAAAGGAGGACGCGGCGAGGUUUGAUUUUGCAGCCGCACUUUAUUGAUGCCAUAUGGUUAGCUUCCUGAAACAAUUUUAGUUGGCAUACCUUAUUUAGACACCGCUGGAUUAGGGGGGGGGGGGGAAGAGGGCGCAUGCAGAGCUCGAAGCACGCACAGGCAAGCGCGUGAAGAUGGAGUGUACACACUCUCACCGCAACAAAAGGUCAAAAGGUUUGGAAGCGUGUGCUAUGCCAGUAUCAGCAAACCAUGGCCCUCGCAGCUUGGUAUGCGCUGACAGUUCCCUGACACCUGGUUCCCUGCCGGUAGAUGCGCUUGCGCUGCCGCUGGGUAUACAGGUGGCGGACAUGGCUGCCCAGUCAUCCUCGUCCUUCUGACUCCUGUUGGGGUGUCGUUGUUGUUGGUGAAAAAUCCUAGUCAAGUGUAUGUUGUCGACCAGGGAGUCCGGUGACACGCCUAGGUCCGGCCAUGCCAGCCACCUAGGCCCUCUCCCGCCUCUGGUCUUUUUAACUCUGUCUUGAUACCGGGUCCAGGCCGGUGGUGAGGAAGAGAGGGUGUGGCAGAUGCUGCGCAAGUCUGAUAUCACUAUAAACUAAGUCACGCGCAAGUCACCGUGCCGGCUGCACCUUGCUGUGUAGUGCAAAGUGGGCAUCAUUGGAAUCGACGGUCGAACUGUCAGAAGGUCACGAAGGGAACCGCGUGAUGAUUUGCAGUUCAUGGCCAUGGUAAUGGAACCGACGGAGUUCCAAUCCAUCCGAGCAAUUCCAUUAGCGAGCCCACUUAGCUACUCGCUGGAUUAGUAUAAUAAAUAGGAGGCAAUCGGAACUCGAAGCACGCACAGGGAAGCGCGUGCGAACUGAUACCUAAGGUAACCGAGGCUGGCGUAUCAGCACUGCUCCUCCCCUGGCACAGUCACUCGCUGUAUUAAAGAGGCAAGGAAGGUGCAAACACGUGAUAUUCGUAAGGUCGACGUGUUCGCAUCUACUAAAAUCGUUUUGGGAAGGUGAUCAUGGGGCACAAAUGAAGUCGGGCUACAGAAAUAAACCUCGCCGAAGACGCCUUUCGACUGAAUCAAUUCGCAUCUUGUAUGAAGCUAACGCCGCCAAUCAUUCAAUACCACCGUUUUCACGACAGAGUCCUUAAAUACUUACCCUUGUGUUCAGGGGGCGCAGUACUUCUUAAUUUAACUGCCAAGGAUGUACAUCUAAGAGGAAACUGGUUACAAAUCCAUCAGUUUGUUGCUCAAACUAAUUGUGAAGAACUCUUUCUGUGUUUAUAUACACACACAGACCUUGCUUUGUUUCGUGGAGAUAAAAGCGGAGUAGCUCUUUUUCAUCCAAUCUCUAACUACAGGUCAACCGUCAGUUAAUUAUUUAUGAUGAUUCUUAAUUGGGCAAGGGUAUUUGAGCGACCAUUCGAUCGGAUCAGAAACACUGAGGAAUCCAACUGCAGUUUGGUCUUGAAAAUAUUUUUCAAGCUCAUGCUGCAGUUACGUAGCGGCAGAAAGAUUUUUAUUAGCAUUAAUACCGGUUUUAUUUGUGAUCGACUUUUAUUAAGUCAGCGCAUUGUUUCGCACGCAUGUAAUAUUUUAAGCAAUUCAACUUAUUUCGAGUUAUGCAUGAUAUGCUUUAAAUUACUCAAUAAUGUGCACUCUCGUGUCUGAUUUACGGACUGGCGUUUCGCUUAUCGCGUUGUUAAAAAUUACUUGUGGAAACUUCCAAAUUGAGCCCUUCUGACACCAUACUUACAGAAGCUGUGAAUGGUAAAGGCCCUCCGUUUCAAGUUAGAAGUUUUUAGAGUUCAUUUGGUACUUAUUUCACAUUCCCUUCUGUCAACCACCCACCUAUGUGCAUAUGUUCAUUUCACUUUUUCCCUUGUUGCAGUUCAAACUAUGUUCUGCAGCACUUUGCUGUGCUGUGAAGAAAUUUGCUGUUAACACUCCCGCCCGCUUCCGACCUUUUCUAGUUCCCCUUUCUUAAAUUUUGAAUAUUUUGCUACGCAAGGAACUUCCGCCGACAGUUCCAAAGUCAGUUAAUGGAGGUCGACGACGGCGAUCCUUAGGUAUGCCACCACGUAGCGUGCUGGAGGAAAUCGAAGCUCUGGAGUCCUUCGGCCGGGACACUAGGGUGAGCGAACAGUUCGCUCCAUCUACUUUCAUGCCAGUGAUUCGAUUUGUGCCCCUUCCACAUCAAAAUGAUUAAUGCAGUUUCCCCCUUAUAUAUCGCAUUAAGGAGGGUCGGCCGAUAGACGGUGAAUUCUUGUGCUUGCAGAACGAUAUAAAUACUUCCCUUCACGUAGAACCAAAGAAUUCAGUGAAUGCAGUCCUACACGGUUAAAUCGGGCAAGAUAGUUUUAGGAGCUGAGAGCAGUGUUUAGCAACCUUUAAAAGAGAAAUGUAUGCCUACAAAUAAAAUUAUUAGAAAUGCAAGUACUCAGACUAUACUGUUGAAUAGAACGGCGAGGCAAAGUAUUCAGGUCUCGUUGGCGUAACAGUACUUUCUGAUACAAAAGAACUACCAAUAAUAUCCGAUUCAAAAUCUAAGGAAGAGAAGUGUCUCCCUAAAAAAUCGGGCAUUCAAGAAGUUUGCACAGAAGUUGUAGACUCUGACUGAGAAGUCUUCGUAUUUUGAAUACUCACCCGAAAGGACCGUUAUUUUGAAGUUACAUUGGUUUCAGUGGAAGCAGAUGCAUUUUUUCGCAUCACUCAGUUAGUUUUUGCAGCUGCCCUCCUAAGAAACCGAGAAAAGCCCUCGGGCAUGCCAGUCGCAGUAGUUCUCUAAUUGCAGCGAACAGCGACCAGAAACGUAAGACAACUGGGGGUUUACAACUUGCGCUUCCUAAAGUUUAUGACACCACAAACAUAAAAGGUUGGUUUAGUUACGGAGAAAAUGUCGUGAUCCUAUGGUUUCUACACUGACUGGCGAGUGAGUAAAGCUUGCUAGUUUGUUUUUCCAAGUAGGAUGUGUCGAAAAGGAGGGGUAUCCCAAAUCAAAAGUCAAGGAGACAUAGUUAGGGGGCACCAGUUACUGAAACAAGGGAGCGUACAAAUUGCUCAGGAAUCGGCAGCGGUAAAAGUUCUAGUAAACCGGGUGCCAAUCAUUGAUGUUGUUGCGCCAGCACAAGAUGGGGAUUGCACCUCAUCGACCAAUCAGCAAAGGGCACAGCGUCGAUUGGCAACGAAAUGUCGCCACGACAGGGCCAGAUCAGGCGCAGUGCAAGCCGUCAACUUGCGAGGGGGGGGGGGUCGGUCACUAUCGUUACUUCGAGUUGACCUCCAAAGACCACUUAAAACCACUACCUCAGGCCUCAAUUUUUCGAUGAUCGAGAGGUGCUCACCGAUCGCCCUACGGGACACGCACUCUGUUGUGCUUUGGGGCCAUCGGUGAGGGCAUUCCUACCGUUGUAUAUGUCCGCUCGCAACCGACAGGAUAACAAGUUCGUAGCUUAAUGGUUCUGGCGUUGGACUUCUAACCAACAAGUCACGGGAUCGAGUCUCAGCGUUUACAUAAUCUGGGCUUGGGUAGGGCUGGCUGAAGGCAGCUGGUAAGCCAGAAAUUGCAUUCUGGUCUCCCAUGUCUCUGUAGGUAAUGUUAUUCUGUCUCAAUUUGUCGGCAAUCCGCCCCUCCUUAUAACGGAAAAAAAUCUAACUUACACGUUAAAACAUCGUAUUUAAGCCCCUGUGCUUCCCCGAGAGUUUGACUGGGAAUAUGACCAAGUUAUAAGGAAUUUUAACGGGAAGAAUGUGGCCACCCAUCCAAGUGGCAGUUGCGUUCGGGCCUAACACUCUGAUAAAAUCCUUAAAAUGGUUUAUGAUUUUUUGCUCAAACAAAGUUUUCGGACAUCUUCCCAUGCACAGCCGCUAGCCGAAAAAGUGCCAAGGUCGCCAACACCCAAGUCCCGAUUUCUUAGACCGACAGGCAGUAGCGAUCGCGCGUCGCCGCAGGUAAGCCCGCCCCUGUCAACCCUAGAACGGUGUGCUCGAAUGAGUGGGAGUGGAGGGGCCGCCCCAGGCAGGAGUCGCCCCGUCCGCACGUUCCGCUCACGUCGCAAUUUCCUCUAUCUCCGCCCCUCCCCCACCCCCCAUUUAGUUUCAUUUGCUGUCUCGGAAUGACUAACGGCGUUCUCUAUCCGUCUAUGGUUUCAGUUCAUCUUCGCUUGUGUUUGUUCGUCGGUGUACUUUAAUUUCGUGAAUCUUUGUUUCCUCUCGCACACUUUUUUGAUUUUUCUGCUGCCGGACGACCGCUAAAACAUGGCACCAUUUCAUUUUCCCGGUCAUGGCACAUAUUUUUUUAAUAGAGCCAUUUUAAAAUAAGUUCUGUCACUCGUAGAUGUUUCCUCUUUUAAGCAGACGUCGUCCUUGAGUUUGGCCAUACUGCUACCAUUUGACCUUUUUCAGUAGGUUUUAACUGCCCCUCGGGACUGUUAGGCCCAGUCGUUCCUCUGGCAUAGCAACACGUAAUAAUAUAAAGACAGGGAGCGUCUUUGUUUCUGUUUUCCUCAUUUUCCUCACCCAUUCACACCCCAUACCGGUCAGACGCGCGUUCAAAACUUGGUAUUCUCUUGAGUUAUGUAGUGUGUGGAGUUAGAUCCUCCAAACUUCUUGUCUACGAUUUGUCGGCAAAUUUCUUAGGUACUUCUUCAUCCAAUCGGAGGGACCCGAGCUGUCGGUUCGGCUACUUAUCUAUGAGGAGAAAAAUAUCUUCCCAGUUGAACAGCCAUUUUCAAUAUUUUGCGUAGGUGAGUGCGAAUCCCGAUUACCGUCAUAAUUCUGGCAUCGGAUAGGCCAAAAAUAAGCAUGCUUCGAAGAACUGAUAAAUACGCACCCAGUUCUAUUGUCUGUGGAUUUACUGUACAUAAAACCAUUUUCCGUUGAACUGAGUCGACAUCCCCCAAAGAGAAGAUCGUAGCUGAAUGGCAAAACUGCUCCUUGAAACUGAUGUGGCCGUUUUGGAAAGCAUAUUAUAACACUUCAGUGUUUUAGUUAGAUCGACCGGGAGUGCAUAACGAUUCCUACAUCAAAGGCAUCUGUCAGAGUUUUCGGUAAAAGUCCAACCGACCGUCAGCGCCGUCUACUUGCAAAACUUUGGCUUGUUUUUGUUUUCGAUAUUUCUUUUAAAGUACGCUGACUGUGGCAUUUGGUUUUUUGUCUUUAAAACCUAAUUCCAUUCAGUCAGUGAUGAUUUUUAGUAGAGGCACAGCUGGCAGAGCAUAAGCCAUUUGCUGUCUAUGGCGCCAGCUUUGUGGGCUUUAUCGGAGAAGUUAAAUCCUAAAUUUCUCAUUAAACCUACCCGUUUUGCGAACACGUAAAUAGUACUUGCCUGUCAGCCGUUGUAUCUACGCCGACCCCUCGGCACCUCCUUACCACGCUGUGUCCUAGGCAGCAGAUAUGCCAGAACUUUCGAAACUUAUAUUCUUAAUAAAGUCGACUUCGUAAAAAUAACGCUGCUUCGAAAAUGAGGUCAGAUGGAUUAAACUAAACGCACAAACGGUCUGACUCGAACAGUAAUGUCCCUGAAAGCUACAAAGCUUUCAAAGCGGAAGAAUUAUAGCUGUCCUGGUUCAGGCCAUUUUUGGUACCAGACUACCACGCGGAAGCAUACCCUUCGCAGACUAUAACUGUCCACUAAUUUUAUACACUUUAUGUCAAACGGGUUCUCAUCUCGUCGGUCUCGUGGAACAGAAUUUGACAGCAUUUAGUUCGAUACGAAAACUCAUUCUUUACAAAGCAGCCCUGAUAAAAUGACGAAGACUCUAACGUCCGAUGCGUCUGUUUGUUCCAUCAAAACUCAUCAUGAAGGCUACUGCAGGACUGUUUCCUCAGAGGUAGGGACGCAUAGAAGAAUUUAACGAAAUUAAACUGUUUUAUUAUCUGCAUCAUCCGUUGUUCUGAGGGGGAUAGCGGCAACUCCUUAAUUUCUCCAAAUAAAAUGACAUUCCAUGGAGGGGCUAGUCACUGUCCAGUAGGUUUGUGCUUCAAUCACUGAAUUCCUAGAAGAAACACCAACACGUAUGGAAAACGGUGCUGAGAUCAAGGUUUGUAGUGACUCAACUCCUGGCGUCUAUUGCUGCACCCUGCUUCUGUCUGGUGCUUGCUUUCACCUACGAACCGGUGGAAGUUCUCUGUCUGACACACAGGGACUCUCUAUAAUGCUGACAUCUCGCCUGGCUGAUUGCCGACACGGUAAGUCGAAGCCACCCAAACUGGCCAAACAACUCUAGGGUCGAGGCAGAUAUGUUCUCACUCAAAGCAUUAGAACGCCUGUCCCGUCGGGUACCGUACGCGCGCCGUACGUUUGACUGCCAACCGGCCCCAAAUAAACCUAUUCUCUAUUCAUUCUGCGCAGAACACAAUACUCCCUCUGCUGACGUUCAACUUUUCCUAUUGGAUACCUGGCCGGAUGCUCGUAGUAGUUGUGGUUUGCCCUUGGCCUUAACUAAUGCCGAAUUGGUGAAACUUACGUAAUCAAAUGGCAACCACUUGACUUGACUGAGCCAAAUCAUCAUAAAGUUCAACAGAAAACGCGGUUGAGCGCACCUCAAGAAAGGUUUACUUAGUACAUGACACUCUCUAGAUUCCUAAUCAACUGCGAAAACGGUACUUCAGCCAUGUUAGCACAGAAAGUUCUCUUUCUUUUCGUGCUCUUUCUUGUUGAUACGAUCACUGGCAUCAUCUCUCAUGACCUCCGUCCAGAUCUUCAACUCAAAUCUCUUCCCCUCUCGCUAAAACUCCCAAAGUUCGACAAGCCUUUACUUCGGAGUUCGGACGGCACUGAAUCUCAUCCCCAACGCAGUAACCUGGUUUAGCACUAACCAGCAGGCACUGCGUCGAACGCACCCCUGCUUCUCAUAGGAACAUGCCAACCCAACGGGACAUGUUUACGAGUUCCUAUCAGCCAAUUCUCUAACUGAUACCCCGCCCACCCCUCGCAAGCGACACACUCUCCAACCCACUAGUGAACUGUAUGAAACCAAUCAUUUCCUCAUUGACCGCAGUUCAGUAUCUGGGACCAGUUGCAGCACCCCAAACGCCUAUAAGCACCCCGUCCCUGUCACAUACGUCACAUCAGGUUUCACGCGAUCGGGGUUUUUGUGUAGUGUAUGCAGUGUAUGCGGGCAUUCUCGAGACCUAGGAUCAUCCGAUAUACUCACUAAGCUGACGCUGACUGGCUGUCACGUGAGACAUGCCCAAUCAUGCGUGCCAACAUCCCCAUUUCGGGGGACGCACGUGCAGACCCAGUGCCAGCCGCGCGUUGAGGGCCUCCACGGACCCUCUUACCUGCAUUACAGUGGCACCACGCGAAGGACUCUGUGUAGUACUUCCAUAUUUGGCAACGGUAUGGAGAAGGACCCCGCUUAACUGACGGCAGACUGUGGAUCAAGUCAUAUGGGCUUCUAUCAUGGCAUCCAUUCACAGGUCUCGCAUACAUUAGACUGCCAACAACAAUCGCUUGCCAUGACUUCAAAUCAUCACUCAAACUCCCUUUUUUGAAAUUUACUUUUUUGUUUAUCUUUAAUUACCACGUUCAUUUCCGUUGUCGUAAAAAUUCGUACGAUGCGUCUUUCAGCAGAAAUCCAAACAAUUUCUGUGUUUUCCUGCAUUUCAUCAGCUUACUGUCUAGUGUGCUGCCCCACCCGCAAAACUCCUUUUAUCACCAAUGGCGUAUGACAGGAUUCACAGUCGACCGACAGCUAAGUAGGGUCCUUCUCAAUACUGUUGCCCCAUGUUUACCUUCGCUUACGAUUUUGCCCGGUUGGCUGUAUUAUUUGUGCGGAAUUACCUAAGUGGGCGUCCUGCCAGCGAACAUGGUCCCUCCGAAAGAUCUUUUUUCUCCCUGAAUCAUUGCAAAUCGACUCGCAUCUUUUCGACCCUUCAUCAACUACCUAAGCAAAACUCCACUACUUCUUGACGUACGCUGUCUCUAUCGCAUGCUCCGGCCAUCCGAUCGGCAACCCCUGAAUGCACCUUUUAACACUUGUUUUAAUUUAUGUCCCUGCUUUACUAUAGCCUGUCAAUCGCAUUUGUUGAAACCUUCUAGUGAGGAAGUUCACGGCAGCUUCCCAGCAUUUUCGCUGCAGCAUGGGCAGUGAAUGCACGGGUCUGGCCUUCGCACGUGCACACACUCCUGACCUCUUGUACUUUUCACCUUAUGUUUGAGUGACCGUUUAUAGUUUAAUGUAUUUAAAAUAGGUGAUGUCCUUUUGAAAUAAAAUAUUGCGUAAGUUUCCGACACUGGUUACCCAGCACGUGGUCGGACAUAUGAGUCAUGCACAAAAACAGUUGACAAUUUAACUGUGUCUACCAUGUGACUCUGUGGUUGGUCGGAGCCUGCGUGAAUGCGUAAUCAAUAUGUUCCCUCCGAAAUUUAUUGGGGCACCGGUUCAGUCAAUAUCCCAGCCUGACGGCAAUUAAAACCGCGGAACUUCCAUAAACCCUGGUUUAAAUGUGCUUACGCUUCCUUUGAUUUGCGCCAUUUCGGACAGGCAAGCCAUUGGCGUGCCCCAACGAAUGCAACAGCGCUUUGUGCAAGUUGCUUCUAAAAUCUUUUUUAAACCUUACGUUUUCCUCUUCCAGGUUUUCACCUCCCGCUACCACGCUGGUUCCGUCCCACCACCUAUUUCGCGGAAAAUUGUAAGACGUUUAUUUUUAUGCGUGCGCCCUAUCUGCAUAUGGAUAGUUUAACACUGAUUGGCAUGUCUCUCCAGGGCGGACAAUGUCCGAACAUGGCCAAGGGGAUUACAUAGCUUGCAGAUAGGCAUCCACCUACAGGGUCCUAAAGCCUUUGAGCUGCAAUAACGGUGGUAGACUGAUAAAACCGAAGAGGUGGUCUUCAAAGGUGUUGUCCGUUACAUUUAAGUUAACUGAACUGCACACAGACUUACUAAAGUACAAUAACCAAAACAUCAUGGCUUCGAACUUCAAGUGCCCUAAAACCUGGAGUUGGGUUAGGGCGGCUGACGAUGGUUAACAAGUCAGAAAUGGCCGUCCCAAUCUCCUUUGUCUCCCCUCCGCAUAUAUAUAUCCCGUUCAUCAUCCCCAAAAGAAGACAAAGAAGAAAAAGAGUCGAGUCCAUGGUUCUGACGUCUCGGAAACUUUUUCCCCCCACAACCUGAUGGACUGAUCAGUUGCCGUUGCAUGUGUGAAUCGCGUUCAGCUGUUUGGGCGCGUCGGUGGGUCGAUGUCUCGCGCCGGUCGUCUGACCCCCGACUGGCUCUCUCAAAUUGUUCGAGACGAUGCUGAAACAGCGCUGUGCAUAGCUCGCAUAAGGCCCUGUUCACUCUGUAAACACAUAAAAAGGCUAAUUAUAAAUUUUAAUUAAACUGAGGGAGGCUUUGGGAUUUAAGCAAACGAUUUCUCGAUUUCGAUGUAUUCGGUAUGCGUAAAUAAAUCUAGCUUGAUUGGCGCCCAAAGGAUUAUGACCUGUGAAGGAAAACUUGUUCCACUUUUAGGUCUCGGAAACCGUCCAAAAUCCCAAACCCACCACGCUCGAGGCGGACACGCAGGAAAAAAGAAGCACACGAAGGAAGAUGCGGGAAAUCGAGGUCAGUUUUUCAUGAGCAUUGUUCUACUUUUUCAUCCAGAAUUUCUCGACUGACUGUUUUUCUUUUGCAGAAAUAUUUAUGCAGGACAGAACAUAUGCGUGCUUUCGACAAACCCCAUAAGAUCUGUACAUGUAUAUGGCAAGGGGGUACAAGUAAAACAUGUGAGGGAUACGAGAAAUCAAUUACAGUUUGUCUUUUCAUAAACGUUGGGUGUGGGAACAGCGGAGAAGGAAGAAGCGACAGUGAGUUAGGAGGCAAUGAGUUGGUAGGAAGGGCGGAACUCGGAGGAGUGCACGCAGGUAACCGGCCUUUGGUCACGGUAGGAAUGGAGCUUGUACCAGGUUCUUUAGUGCGCGCAAGACUGCUUUUCGUAAUCUGAUGGCAGUUGCCUCCGCUGUUGCUAGCAGAAGCUGACCCUGUGGCUUAGGGUAGUACGGUGGGACCUUUUAAAUCAUAUGGAAAACUUUGUUGUGAUCCAUUAGAUUCCCAGAACCAACAGUGUGUGUGGAACUGGUCCUGUUUAUGCUUUAAUUUCGUCUUUUCUCGACCAUAAGGAGAGGUAAUCGCGUAUUCGUCCAGAUAGGCGCCCACCCAGACGAUUACUAUAACCUGCCUCACAGAAACAAUAAAGGAGUAAUUGAACAUGCAGGUGGUCUGAGGUGGUAGCCUAUCCUUACCUUCUCCGGACAAAACAGGAUCGUUCGAGAAUGAUGCCCGAAAUCUUCCCCCUGGGAAGGUUCGUGGAAGAGUCCUUCAAGCCUGCUUCUAAUGAGUUCACUCGUUUCAUCCCCUUAAAAAGUGAUUUUAAGGAACAGAGUUGUCAUUUCCGCCGCCAGUGCAAUGCGUUUUAUGGGUCUCCCUGUAAUAUUCUUCCCGAUCGAAGUAUCGAAGUAUCCGUUCUAGCAAAACAGGUCUUGGAUCUUUCUAAGCUCCUCGCCGAUGCUGUCUGCCGGACAGAUUUUUUCAAGUCCUUUGCGCUAAGCAACGAUCAAGAUUGCGUUUCUGUUAUUAUCUCUUCCGCAUCUUCCUUUUUACCACAUGCUAUUUGUGUGAAAAGGCGAACUGAAUUUGAUUUCUCUCAUCACUCUCAUGUUUUACUUCUACCCCGAUCCCAUGUGAAUGUACUGUACUGAGUUUAUCGAAAGUCCGCGUAUACUCGCCAGCAAACCUUUUGAAAUCAAUAAAUACAGAAAUUGAAGUCAAUCGUUUAGGAUAACUUUUGCGGCCAGCCUCGAAACUCUAAUGCCACUAGCUGUAAUAUUGUCCUUAGUACCGUCUAUCUGUAAAAAAAUCUGUGUUCAAUACUUUUGCGCGUAAGGAAUCUGAUUUUCCGCGGUAAAAGCAUCAUUUCGGUUAUCGCGAAGAUGUAUCACUACGGUAAUUGUGAGUAACAAUCCAUGAACAGAUGGAAGACCAGGUCCGCUUCCACCCGUUGACCUAGGAUGGACUAAGAAUAAACUGGAGGCGGUCUUUGUUUCACUCCUUCCCAUCCUCAUUGGAAGGUGUGCUUUGAUGCUUUUGUAAAGUUGCCAGAUCGUCUUCUUAAUAGAGCCUGCAUUCCGGGGUCGGAUGAAAGUUCGAACCAUGUUAAAUGCGGGCGAAACAGUUUUUGUCCUCGUCAUCGAAAGAUUGGAGCUGAGACUCGAAAAAAACAACUCCACUUGACAGACCGGACAUGCAUAACCAGGAAUUUUAAAAAGUUGUAUUUACAACAGCUCGGUAACUGUAUCUCUGGAAGGAUACUGCCGUGGAGAGCUCCUUCUUCUCAACUGUUAACUGUGCGGAUGGAUUCUGUCCUGGUUUCCUUCAGUCUUGAAUUGCUUAAUUUCAAAAUGAUUGUUAAGGAAUAACGCACGGUUUUUAAGAACAAUAUGCUAUUUCUGGCUGUGUACAAGUUGUCCCUACUAGCACCGCCUCAUUGUCAAAAUCAUUGAUAAAAUCUGGGACUCAUGAUAAUCGACUGAGGUGCCUCAUGGUUGCAUAAAGCAGAUCUCUGUUUCACAUUCAUUACAGAGCCGGCUUGAUGGCAUUCUCGACUACGAAACCAAGUCCGCAUCCGGUUUUAAAGAAAUGCGAUCGGCACUGCAGGAUAUUCAAGACAAAAUGGCAAAGCAUCGCCUGUUGAUCGAUCGCUACUCGGGUUUAGAUAUGAAGGAAGGCGACGGAGUUGUAAAGGAUCGCGUUGAAGCAAAGGUCGAAGAACUCGUACCACGGUAGUCGUAUUUGCGUUGGUACUAACUAUGUUGUGUUAGGUUGCCAUGCCUGACCUCUGUUCAGCGUCCACAUGGUGCUGGCGACGGCGCUAUUUUGAGUGAUUUUGACCCAAGACUCGUCCCGGUACGCUUAAUUUUUUAUAAUUUUUUCCUUAAAUCCCUUUGCAGUUGCUUUCCGCCGAGUGCAUUUAUACGAAAAAGUACAGUAAAGGGCGAUGUUAGUGGCCCUGGAACCAGGUUAAUUUUCAACUUUUUUAUCCAAGAACAAUCGAGGAAAACCCUAGCAGUUCCUUACCAUUCUAAACAUGUUCAAGGGUCCAGCAUCCUGCACUUGGUCUCCUGGCAAAUGACAUCAACAAAACACCAACUUUUAGAUAGGAAGUAGUCUUAAGUGAAACAAAAAUACUGACUGUGAAAUCCAUGGCUGACAGACAAGUUAAUGUAGUGCUAAAAAUACCAAAUUUUGAAAGCGAUAAUUUUAGUUCGUGCAGAUAAUAACCGUUGGCGUCUGCACUCAGAAAAAUUUACUGUUCAUCAAGCGACAAGCCCCUUUCGUUAAAUUUAAAGGGGAUUCUUUUCGUGUUUCAAAUUGUGUUCUUUUUAACCGUCAGACCUUUUAGAAGUCCGAUACGUUGACUUUUAUAUGGGCUUGGGACCAAGAGGGUGACUUCGGGCAGUCAAUCAUUCUUCCGGAGAGUAGUGUUUGAAUAGAGACUGGUAAUACUCUGAUGUUAACUGAAGUGAUCCAAUUUAGUGAAUACGUUUUCAACAGCAUUAUAAUCGAUUUAGUUAAAAUCAAACGGGAUUUGCGGUCAUAUCAAAAACUGUUCCUGGAUUAAAAUAUAGGAUGAAAAAUUGACGUGACUUCAUAGUUUGGGAUGCUCAUUGUUCUAGCAUUCCUCCAUGAAUAUUUUUUAAUUUGUCUACGUAUUACUUACAGGAAAAGAAAUAAGCAAUGUUUGUAUCUUUAGCAUUGCUUUCCCUCGGAGUAAAUUUCGCAAGUUGAGCAUUUGGUCUGCUACGGUCAGUGGUGCCCAAAAACUUUAAAUCUACGCAUUCUUUGCUGUGUUUAUUCCGAAUUCUUUUUGCUCAGUCGCAGACCCAUGUCCUUUUACGUGUCAACAAUGACUCGAACUAAUAUUUGCAUGCUGUUGGUGGUUUUUCACCAAACUAGCUCAUAAACAGCAUGAAAUGUAAAAGGACAGGCUAUGAGAAAUAGAGGAACUCGCACAGCCAGAAAACAAGUUACGCGCCGAACGGAGUCAAACAAUCGACUUCCCGAUUUCGUGCUGAGUGCUGUCUCGUUCGUCUACAGACGACGCUAUUUCCGUUUAUGUAAAUAAUCGUUAUUCGCUCAUAGGUCGAUCGCACGGCGAGAAAUCUCCCCGAUUCCUUUAAUUUGCCCUUAAAACCUUCUGUGUGUUAAAAUUGGGGUGUAUGGACGUCACAAUAGAGGAUUGUGUCGAGUUUUCCCUUUGCAAUUACCUAUCUUCUGCGUUUAAAAGUUUUUAUUUGCAACCUCUGCAGACAAGCUGCUCAGACUGUGCUAGGUUGAUCAUCAGAGCGAGAUAUAGGAAUAACGAUUAUUCACACAAUCGUGGGAUCAACUACUUCCGGCGACAUGCCUUUUAUUGUUGCGUGCGAGUUCAUAUCCGCACAAUAGUGUGCCCUCGUAAAUCUGUUCCGUCAAAAUUCCGGACUGUCAAAUUUUCUUAAGAGAUUGCCUGUCAUUUUAUUUCUAAUGCAUGAAGGUUCUUAACAAUCUCAGUUUGCAAGAGGGUUUUUGAGAAAAACUUUUGGGUGUCGAAAGGCAGAAAAAACAUUAGAUUGCCUACCUAUUGUGCAUUUUGUUAAUACCACCAAGAGGUAAGUGGGCGGGUUAUUAAUCUCAGGACUUGCAUGCCCAGCAUCUUUUGGACAGUUUGGGAAAUUAUCUUCACAGAUAACAGGGCAUGUCCGUUCUUCGUUGCCUUCCAGGGCUACUCCACUGGACUAUGCAUCACAAAGGACGACAGAAACAGUGAACUGCGGGGACGCAUCCGCAGUCUGCUUUGCAGAACUCGCGAAACCAGCAGAAGAGAUGCAAAGAAUCCGCAUCUGAAGCCACUGACCACGAGGCGACGCGAGGUCACUGUUGAAUGA
Spirometra erinaceieuropaei is the source of this 18489-nucleotide messenger RNA. NCBI's taxonomy places the organism in Eukaryota, Metazoa, Platyhelminthes, Cestoda, Diphyllobothriidea, Diphyllobothriidae. The record is from the annotation of a GenBank genome assembly.